Molecule: messenger RNA, 2780 nt
Organism: Pungitius pungitius (ninespine stickleback)
Lineage: Eukaryota; Metazoa; Chordata; Actinopteri; Perciformes; Gasterosteidae
Gene: prepl
Product: prolyl endopeptidase like
Exons: 15
Coding region: 290-2479 (729 amino acids)
Biological process (GO): proteolysis
Cellular component (GO): Golgi apparatus; cytoskeleton
Molecular function (GO): serine-type endopeptidase activity
Source: RefSeq, a predicted model, not a curated record
AGUGGGCAUUGUUUAGGAAACCAAUGCACGUGAAUAGAAUAGAAUGCUGUCAACAGUUCAUCGACUACCGAAUGGUUCAUCAGUUGACGAAACACUAAAUAUCCCAGAUUGAGAUACAGGGGCCUAUUUUUUUAAAAAUAUGAAACGGUGUGAACGGUUACCACUGUGGCAGUGACCGAUAUUAACCCACCGGGCGGUCAGAGUUAGCUUCUUAAAACCCACAUGAGCGCAGCUAGCACGUGCGCAGCUGACUGGCCUCAGUCAACCGUUUGGGUUACACGCCGUUGUGAUGCUCAUCCGCUCCUCUCUGCUGUGUUCACCGGCUCGUCUCCUCUCGACCUCUCGGUUAGGGUUUCGGGAGCUCGCCGUGCGCAAACGGAUAACGUGUCUCCCCCUGUCCGCCCAACGCCGCCGCGCGUCGGACACUUCAAACUCCUCCAUUGAUCACCCGAGCUCCGGACUUGAGCGGUACAAAGACUUGCAGAAGUACUUCGACCGGAGACUGAGAGCAGCGUACCGCAGGUUCUCCCACGCGCCUGAUCACUCAUCAGUGUGUGGGCAUCACCACGAGUAUUUCGUAGAGCGUGAUGGCAUCUACAGGAUGGAGAUGGACCAAAGACAGGGUCAGCCGAUGCCGGAGCAAGUGCUGAAUUUCAGACACGUCUCUGGACGGGAGGGGAGCGCGGUACUCAAUAAUGGAGAGAGGAUCCAGUGGACUGUCCAGAGAAUACGUCUGUCCCCACAGGAAGAACAUCUGGCUGCAACGCUAAAAGCUACUCACACAGAAGAGCUUAGGUGUGUGGUUGUGAGACUUGGAAGAAGAAAUUCCCCACAUCUGGAUCCCCCGCACGUCGUAUUCACGCUGGAUAAGGUCUUCAGCUUUGAGUGGGCCACGGACGAGGUCCUGUUCUACACAACUGUGGAGGGUCUACGCUGCAGCAGAGUCUCUCGGCUGGACCUGACCGCCAGCGGAUGCAGGAUGACUUCUGUGUAUGAGGAAUCGCAUCCUGAUGUGUUUGUGGAGGUCGCCCUUUCCAGAGACAGGCGGAUACUCAGCAUCAACUGCAGCAGCAGGACCAGCUCAGAGGUGCUGCUGAUUGACACAACGACAUCACAUUUAGAGCCUUCCCUGGUUCAGCCACGCCAGCUGGACCUCCUGUACCACGUGGAGCACUGGAGGAAGGGUCUGAUUAUACUGACUAAUGCAGGGCCCGGACAGGAAUAUCAGGUUGUGCAGGCUCCUCUCUCUGAGCCACACAUGGUCUCCUGGGGCCCUUUGUUCGCCCCCGGCCCUGGCACCGCCAUCAAGGACAUGGAUGUGGUCGGCGACCACUGUGUGUUAGUUGCCAGAACACCGGCCGGGGAGCUCAUCCUGGUCGUGGUCCCACUGACCCGUCCCAAGGAGGCGUACACUGUGCAGCUCCCCUCCUGGGCCUGUGCCGUCCAAACCAAGAAACCAGCGGUGGCAGACCAACGCAGCGUGUUCGAAUUCUUCAUUUCAUCUCCAGUCCACCCACCCGUGCCCUACUGUCUGUACCUUGAGGACGGGCUCCUUUCGUCAGGCACCGGAGAUGGGACCUCCCCAGAGAGCCAGGGCAAUUAUACCCCCGCACACUUAGAGGCCAGCCACCAAGAUGGGACCUUGGUGCCGAUCACACUGUUUCAUUCGAGGCCCGUGGAGCGUUUGCGUCAGACGCCACUGCUGGUCCACGUCUACGGAGCUUACGGCAGGGAUCUCAACAUGGAGUUCAGCCCGGAGAAGAGGCUGCUGCUGGAGCAGGGCUGGAGCCUGGCCUACUGCCACAUCAGGGGUGGAAGCGAGCGCGGCCUGUCCUGGCAACGACAAGCUCGUGUGGAGGGGAAGCCGAGAGGCGUGGAGGACCUCCGAGCCUGCCUCCAUCACCUCUUCUCUUCAGGAGUCUCGUCUCCCUCGCGCGCCGCACUCACGGCCUGCAGUGCCGGUGCCGUGCCAGUGGGGGCGCUGUGCAACAGGCACCCACACAUGAUGCGGGCUGUGGCGCUGCGGGCUCCUUUCCUGGAUGUGUUGGGAACGAUGGAGGAUCCCACCCUGCCUCUAACUUUGGAGGAUAGAGAAGAAUGGGGGGACCCCGUAGGAAACGCACGACACCGACUUGCCAUCUCGUCAUACUGUCCCCUUCAGAACAUUACCCCUCAGUGCUACCCUUCGAUUCUUCUGACGGCAUACGGCGACGAUCCCAGGGUUCCUCUGGCAGGCGUCCUCAGAUACACUGAGCUGUUAAAGAAGGCGCUUCGUACUCACUUCAGCAUGAACCCAGAGUCAGAAAGUGAACCGGCACCAAACGUAGUUCUGAAUGUUCAGCCUGGAGCAAAUCACCACGGCCCGGAUGACUUUGAGUUGAUGCUGGAGGAGGAAGCCCUCACGCUCGCCUUCCUCUACACGGAGCUCGGCCUGGACCCUCCUCCGGCGCCGCGCAGGAGGAAGAGGCCGCACACAUAACGGAAUCUAACCGGCAUCACCUAAACAUCUACCAGUACCAUGGCCCUGUUGUGCCUGAUAACCUAACAACAUGGACAGGGAAUGGAUGUGCAAAGGUUCUCUUUAUUAUAUGACAUAAGCCUCGUACAGAUGAGGCGUGAAAUAACAAUCUUGAUCAUUCGAUUGCUGCUGUUAAAUUUGAAUAAACCGAGUGAAAUUCAUAUCAGCAUUUAUACAGUAAAUCGAUGGCGCUCAGAUAGCAGGCCUUCUCAGAGACGUAGCACUGCUCUGGGUGGCUGGGGUUGUACCGAGUGUUGGUGGU